AUGCCCUUCUCCACGUUGAGAUUCAACUUGGCCGUGACGUCGCCCUACAACGCGGACUUCGACGGCGAUGAGAUGAAUCUCCACCUGGCGCAGUCUCACGAAACGCGGGCAGAGAUCAAGCACAUGAUGCUGAAUCCCAGACAGGUGGUGUCGCCACAGGGGAACAAACCCGUGAUGGGCGUGGUGCAGGACAGUUUGCUGGCGACGGCCAAAUACACCAAGAGGGAUACCUACAUGGAGAAGGAUUUGGUGAUGAAUAUCCUCAUGUGGCUGCCUGUAUGGGACGGUCAACUUCCUCCACCAGCCAUCAUGAAGCCCAAGAUGCUCUGGACAGGGAAGCAGAUCCUCUCCAUGCUUCUGCCAAAGACUCUGUCCAUGAAGCGCGAUGCGGCCAUCGCCUCGAAGAACCGCAAGGACGAGGCGGACUUCGCGGCCAGCGACUGCAAGGUGCUCAUCAUGAAUGGUGAAUUGCUCAGUGGCAUCGUGUGCAAGAAGACGAUCGGCUCUUCCAGUGGUUCCUUGCUCCACUUAGUCUGGCUCGAUUCAGGGCCUGAGUGGUGCAGAAAUGUGCUGUCAUACAUCCAGAAGAUGGUGAACCAGUGGCUGACCCACAACGGGUUUUCUUGUGGCGUGGCAGAUAUCAUUGCCAACGACCAGACGCUGCUCAAUGUGGAGAAGACGCUGAAACAGGCCAAGAAUGAGGUGCGCAAUAUCCUGGCAGAUGCCCAGCGAGGAAAGCUGGAGACACAGCCUGGAAAGACCAUGUACCAAUCCUUCGAGGCCCGCGUGAACCAGCGAUUGAAUGCAGCUCGAGAGGAUGCAGGGAACAUUGGAGGGAGCUCCCUGGACGAACGGAACAACAUCAUCUCGAUGGUGAAUGCAGGUUCCAAAGGGUCCCCUCUGAACAUCGCCCAGAUCGUGGCCUGUGUGGGGCAGCAGAAUGUGGAAGGCUCCCGCAUCAGGUAUGGCUUCAAUGAGCGCACUUUGCCUCACUUCACAAAGGACGAUUACGGAGCAGAGGCUCGAGGCUUUGUGGAGAACAGCUACCUGGCCGGUUUGACGCCACAGGAGGUGUGGAUGCACGCCAUGGGAGGUCGCGAGGGAGUGAUUGACACGGCCUGUAAGACCUCAGAGACGGGGUAUAUCCAGCGCCGCCUCGUGAAAUCCAUGGAGACUUUGAAGGUGGCCUACGAUGGUACCGCACGGAACGCAUGCAACGACAUCAUUCAAUUCCUCUACGGUGAAGAUGGUAUGGACGGUCUUUGGAUCGAGGAUCAGACGUUGGACAUCAUGACCUACGACCACAAAUCCUUGGAGAACAACUUCCAGCACAAGUAUCAUACUCCGGACUAUGGCCUUGACUGGUUGACAGAGGAGCAGCUGGAAGAGAUUCGGACCAAUCCUCAACACCAGAAGCUUCUGGAUGAAGAGUGGGAACGGCUGAAGCAUACGAAGGAGGUGAUCUGCAAAGAGGUCUUUCCGGAUGGCGAUGUGAAGCAGCACAUUCCCAUCAACAUCACAAGGCUGUUGGAUCGUGCUCGUCAGAGGAUCCACCAAGAGGAUGGCUCCCGUGCGGAUGAGAGGUAUUCUCCAGUGGAGGUUGCCGCGAAGGUGGAGAACCUCUUGAAGGAGCUGGAAGUGACCCGAGCCAUUGCGGAAGGGGACACCAUUGGCCGAGAGGUGGAGGACAACGCCAAGGUGAUUCUCAACGCACACUUGAGAUGCGCCUUAGCCUCUCGCAAGAUCGUCCAGAAGGAGAAGCUGUCCAAACAGUCCUUCGACUGGCUCUUGGGUGAGGCGGAAGUGGAGGUGGAAGUUGAUGCAGACAUGGUCGAGGAGAAACUGGAGGAGGAGGCGGAGGAUGAGGAGAAGGAGGACGACAGAUUCCGAUGUUGCCAGAGGGGAGGCAUUGAGGGGGCCGAGUUGGCGACACGAAACGAAACCGAGCAUUUGCACUUGGUCUUGGAUGAAGCCAAUGGUGUUGCCUUUUUUGAGCAGGAGAGUUCGUUUCAGUACUCCGCACCCAUGGGUCUAGCUCUGUUGCUGCCGGGGCUUCUUGCAUAUCGCCCCUCGUUCUUCCGCCGGGCGGGCUGGGCUGAGCUGGGGUUGUUGCAAGACUAA
Cladocopium goreaui is the source of this 2121-nucleotide messenger RNA. Lineage: Eukaryota; Dinophyceae; Suessiales; Symbiodiniaceae. The record is from the annotation of a GenBank genome assembly.